Messenger RNA from Planococcus citri (citrus mealybug), 3462 nucleotides. It is a transcript of the gene Gp93, whose product is annotated as heat shock protein 90 Gp93. The transcript has 15 exons. Lineage: Eukaryota; Metazoa; Arthropoda; Insecta; Hemiptera; Pseudococcidae. The record is from RefSeq and is a predicted model, not a curated record. Gene Ontology annotation, molecular function: ATP hydrolysis activity; ATP binding; ATP-dependent protein folding chaperone. Gene Ontology annotation, cellular component: endoplasmic reticulum; perinuclear region of cytoplasm. Gene Ontology annotation, biological process: protein folding. The coding region runs from base 426 to 2831 and encodes 801 amino acids.
UUUCGAAUUGAAAACAAUUGCGAUUACGAUUCUUAUCGAUGAUUAUAUUCGUGAAAUGAAAAUCAAUUAAAGACGUGAUUAUUUUAUGGUUAUCGAGUGUUCCUACCUUACAUUCUCGAUCUCGUUGUGCCCGACCGAAGUGCUCAUCGUUAGUCGUUACACUCGUUUAAUUUUAGUGUUUGUAAUUUCUAUAUUUUUUUUUUGGUUUUGUUCUCUUCGUACCGACCAACUUUUUUGUGGCGUGUUGCGGCCGUCUACCGGCAAGCGACUACCGGCAACUGGACUUUUCUAGUUUCGGACUUGGCGAUCACUUUGGUUUGGUACUAGAAACUUCCAACGCACACGAACACGACACGUGUAAUAACUCAUGAUUGUAAAUUAAUUCGUCACCUUUCGUAGUAUCGAUUCGCAUUUCAGUUUCCGAAAUGAGGAUUAAAAUAUUCUUGUUUUUGGCUUGUUUCGCUGGUUUCUUGGGUUUAACCAAAUACACCGUUGCUCAAGAUGCCGGUGUGCCGCCGGAACCCACCGUCGUAGAUGCUGAUCUUGGAGCUAGCAGAAGAGGAUCUAAAACAGACGACGAAAUCAUUCUUAAAGAAGAAGAACGAAUCAAACUCGAUGGCCUGAGCGUUGCUCAGAUGAGAGAACUCCGACAGAAGGCCGAAAAUUUCACUUUCCAAGCCGAAGUGAAUCGUAUGAUGAAACUGAUCAUCAACUCGUUGUAUAGAAAUAAAGACAUAUUUUUGCGAGAGUUGAUUUCCAAUGCUUCGGACGCGUUAGAUAAAAUACGCCUGUUGUCGUUAACCGACCCGAAUUCAUUGAACGCUACCAACGAUUUGUCCAUCAGAAUAAAAGUGGAUAAAGAAGGACGUAUGCUGCACAUUACCGAUACCGGUAUCGGUAUGACUAAAAAUGAUCUCGUUAAAAAUCUCGGAACUAUCGCUAAAUCCGGUACCGCCGAGUUUCUCAGUAAGAUGAACGAAAACGCAGCCGUUCAAAAAGAUCUCAACGAUAUGAUCGGACAAUUCGGUGUCGGAUUUUAUUCGGCUUUCUUAGUUGCCGACAAGGUGAUCGUUUCUUCGAAGCAUAAUGACGACGAGCAACAUAUUUGGGAGUCGGACGCCAACAGUUUUUCGAUCGUAUCGGAUCCUCGAGGUUCAACCCUGGGACGAGGAACUCAAGUUAGCUUGGAACUCAAGGAAGAAGCUAGUGACUACACGGAUCCUCAAGCUUUGAAAAAUCUAGUCAAAAAGUAUUCUCAGUUCAUUAAUUUCCCCAUCUACUUGUGGGCCAGUAAGACUGUAAAAGAAGAAGUGCCGCUUGACGAGGAAAACGAAGCCGACGCGAAACCCGAAAAAGAAGAAAAAUCCGACGAAGAUAAGGAAGACGAAGUAGUCGAAGAAGCAUCCGAAGACAAGGAUAAGCCGAAAACUAAAACUGUCGAAAAAACUGUUUGGGAUUGGGAGUUGCUUAAUGACAAUAAACCCGUAUGGACGAGAAAGCCGAAUGAAAUUUCUGAAGACGAGUACGUGGAAUUCUAUAAAGCGCUUACCAAAGAUUAUCAGGAACCGUUGGCUAAAACUCAUUUCAACGCCGAGGGAGAAGUAUCUUUCAAAUCUUUAUUGUUCGUGCCCAAAAUGCAACCUUCGGAUAGCUUCAACAGAUACGGAACGGUUACCGAUAACAUUAAGCUUUACGUUCGACGGGUUUUCAUCACCGACGAAUUCAGCGAUUUACUUCCAAAAUAUUUAAGCUUUUUGAGAGGAGUCGUCGAUUCGGACGAUUUACCAUUGAAUGUUUCUCGUGAAACCUUGCAACAGCACAAAUUAUUGAAAGUAAUCAAAAAGAAAUUGAUUCGAAAAGCGUUGGACAUGUUUAAAAAAUUGGAUCCGGAAACGUUCCAAAAGUUUUGGAAGGAGUAUUCUACCAACAUCAAAUUGGGAAUGUUCGAAGACCCGUCUAAUCGAUCUCGUUUAGCUAAAUUACUCAGAUUCCAAUCUUCUUCUACGUCGGAAGGAUACGUUUCGUUGGCCGAUUAUGUUUCACGCAUGAAACCUAAACAAGAACAUAUCUAUUAUAUCGCCGGAGCGACAAGAGCUGAGGUGGAAAAAUCUCCUUUCUUGGAAAAAUUAUUGAGAAAAGGUUACGAAGUCUUAUACUUGAUCGAAGCUGUCGACGAAUAUGCCCUAUCGUCUUUGCCCGAAUUCGAAGGAAAGAAAUUCCAGAAUGUUGCCAAAGAAGGAUUAUCCAUCGCUGAAAAUAAAGAAAAACUCGAACAAAUCAAAAAAGACUACGAACCGUUGACUGCUUGGUUAACCGAAAACGCAUUGAAGGAUAUGGUGCUGAAAACUGAAAUAUCGGAACGUCUAACCGAUUCACCUUGCGCAUUAGUCGCCGGAAUGUUCGGCUGGACCGGUAACAUGGAACGAUUGGCGAUGGCUAACGCUCAUCAAAAAAGUGAAGAUCCUCAACGCGAAUAUUACAUGAAGCAGAAAAAGAAUUUAGAAAUCAACCCGAAACAUCCGAUUGUUAAGGAUCUGCUACGCCGCGUUAAAGAUGAUCCCGAAGAUGCUAAAGCUAAGGAUAUCGCAUUGAUGAUGUUCAGAACAGCUACUUUGAGAUCCGGCUAUAUGGUUCAAGAUUCGUACGAGUUCGCUCAAGCCGUAGAAACCAUGAUGAAGCAAACGUUGGGCAUUCCUCUGGACGAAAAAGUUGAUGAUUUCGACGAUGAAGAUGAAGACGAUAGCAGCAACGCUGAUAAAACACAGUCCAGUACUGGCGAAGCUGUGCAAGAAACUGAAGCCGAUGAAGAGGAAGAACACGAUGAAUUAUAAGUCGAGUUUAGACUGUUUGUUUGUAUUUUUUAUUGUUUUUCGCCCCUUUUCACGAUGUUGCGAUUCCCUCUGUGUUCUCGUCGCACGAGAUAAAAGCGCAGCCUAUUUCGUUUCUCAUUUACCACGGCGUCACCAUCCUCAUAAAAUAUCUUCUUUACGUCGCCUUUUUUUUUUUAAUUUAUUUAUUUAUUUAGUCUAUUUUGUACUUUACCCAUCGUAUCGGUAGCAUUUUUUGAAAGAUGUCCACUUGUAAAUGAUACUAAAUAGCAUAUUCGUAUUUCGUAUUUGUAAUUUUGUAAAUUAGCGUUAGGUCAUCACCAUCAAUACCUAAGCAAUUUUGUACUUUAUGGAUUAUUUCUCGUUUCUUAUUUUUGAUUUUUGUUUUUUUAUUUUUCUUUAGUGAUGAGUAUUUAUAGAAAUAUUACUUUUUUGAAUUACGCCAAGCGAAGCUUUUUUUCAGUCGUAAUUCAGAUUAAUUUAUUAAUGUGUAAAGAAUGUAAAAUUUUGUACGAUUUAUUUAUUUUCAUUUAUGUUUCCCGUGAUUUUUUUUUUCAUGUUUCAUCUUGAACGUAAUGUUUUUGUGUCAUUGUUCCUUUUGAAGUGAUAGUAAAACUACAUAUUUCAAAUCUGC